AUGCGUUUCGACGAUAUUCUUGGUGAGCUGGGCUCGUUCGGUCCCUAUCAGAGACGCGUUUAUCUGGUCGUAUGUUUGAUGGCAGCUACCACCGCAUUUCACUCCAUGACGCAGGCCGAAAACUGGGAGGAUGAGAACUGCACUGAGUGGAAUUUGUCUGCUGAUGAGUGCGAGGAGGCGAAGAAGAACGGUAGUAUUCCAGUCAGUUACGAGGGCGACGGAGAUCUUUUCUACGAUCAAUGCUAUAUGUAUAACAUCACAGGCGUGGAUUUUGACCCAUCAUACAAUUCGCCGACAAAUGGUAGCGCCGAGAUUUUGCCGUGCCAAGAUGGUUGGGAACACGAUAAGAGUGAGCUGAAAUCAUCCAUCGUCCAAGAUUCGGAUCUAGUAUGUGAAAAGAAAAACUUGCCCGACUACGCUCAAUCUGUGUUUUACUUUGGUUAUAUGGUUGGAUCUAUCUUCUUCGGAGUCCUUGCAGACAAAAUUGGUCGAUAUCCUACUCUGUUCAUUUGCCUCGGUGUCCAGGCUGGUGUAGGUGUACUCAUCGCUUUCUCACCUAACUACUGGGUGUAUAUUGUUCUUCGAUUCUUCCAAGCGGCUGGCAACAAGGCUGUUUUACAAGUUGCAUUCAUCAUAGUUGUUGAGUUUGUUGGACCAAAAUGGCGGACGGUGGCCGGUAUUACCUUCCAGAUUUUCUUCGCCUUGGCCUAUAUGCUUCUUGCUAUCAUCGCAUACUUUGUCCGGUAUUGGAGGACUCUGCAACUCAUCAUCUCUGCUCCACUGUUUCUUUUCUUCUUACUUAUGCCGAUGGUUAAUAAUAUGGUGUACUCUGGAUUGACGUAUAGUACUGGUGACCUCGGGGUCAAUGUCUACCUGAACUUCUUCCUGUCUGGAGCAGUUGAGAUCGUAGGUUACGUCUCAGCCAUGUUCGCCAUCGAGUUCUUUGGUCGUCGCCCUAGUAUUGCUACUUUCCUUUUCAUUGGUGGAUCUGCAUGUCUUAUCAACAUUGGUCUACCCAUUGGUACAUGGAACACAGUGGUCGCCCUGACAGGGAAAUCAGCAAUAUCGGCUUCCUAUGCCAUAGUCUACAUAUACUCCGCAGAGUGUUUUCCAACGCCUGUCAGGAGUAUCGGUGUCGGGACCUGUUCCAUGAUGGCUCGUGUGGGGGCCAUCAUCUCACCCAUGAUUCUCAUCCUGGGGGAAUACUAUUACCCCGCCCCUCUCAUCAUCUUUGGCACCACCACCAUCUUGGCUGGUUUCCUCUCCUUCCUCCUCCCCGAGACGCGCGGCAAAAAACUUCCCGAAACCGUCGAGGAAGGGGAGAUUUUCGGAACGUAA
This is a messenger RNA of Strongylocentrotus purpuratus (purple sea urchin), 1338 nucleotides long. Its product is annotated as organic cation transporter protein-like. The record is from RefSeq and is a predicted model, not a curated record. Gene Ontology annotation, cellular component: membrane. Gene Ontology annotation, molecular function: transmembrane transporter activity. Bases 1 to 1338 code for a protein of 445 amino acids. The transcript has 9 exons. Gene Ontology annotation, biological process: transmembrane transport. NCBI's taxonomy places the organism in Eukaryota, Metazoa, Echinodermata, Echinoidea, Camarodonta, Strongylocentrotidae.